Molecule: messenger RNA, 2609 nt
Organism: Cercospora beticola
Lineage: Eukaryota; Fungi; Ascomycota; Dothideomycetes; Mycosphaerellales; Mycosphaerellaceae
Biological process (GO): amine metabolic process
Molecular function (GO): copper ion binding; primary methylamine oxidase activity; quinone binding
Source: RefSeq, a predicted model, not a curated record
UUUACAUUCUCUCUACCAUGGCUCCUCAUCCCCUGCAACAACUCUCUUUCACUGAGGCCCAGCUGGCCAAAGACCUCCUACUUGCAUCUCAUGGCAAGAACGAGGUCUUGUUGGUUCGCGAGAUUUUCCUUCACGAGCCCAAGAAGGUGGAGCUGCAGGAGUAUCUCGAGCUUGAACAUUCUGGCCAGCUCACAUCUACAUCCCCACGUCCAGCACGCGAGGCCUUCGUGCAAUACGAUGUGCUUGGCUCCGACAAGCAGCCAUACCACAACGAAGCCGUGAUCAAUCUCGAUACACAAACUCGGACGAGUCACGAAGUCAUUGGCAAAGAUCUACAUGCACCAGUGAAAUUUUCCGAAUUCAAUGCGCUGGUCGAUGCCGUCAAAGAGUCCAAAGAAUUCCAGAAUGCUAUCGGCGAGUUUGAAAUCCCAGAAGGAUUUGAAAUCGUUGUUGAACCAUGGCCAUACGGUGGACCCGAUCUCGAGGAAGAGAACCGCAGAUACUUCCAGGGUUUAAUCUUCGCACAAGACACAAGGAACAAGAAUCCAGACAGCAACUUCUACGCAUGGCCACUCCCUCUGAUUCCAGUCAUGGACGCGGAGACGAAGAAAGUGGUUCGAAUCGACAGACUAGCCACCGGCGGUAAAGGCGACGGUCUUACUGGUAAGACGCACAGCAAGAAGAUCCUUGACCACUGCACAACUGCCGAAUACGUUCCCGAAUUGCUUCCAAAUGGCACGCGCAAGGAUGUGAAGCCUUUGAACGUGCAGCAGCCAGAGGGUCCAUCCUUUACUGUCACUGACGAGUCUCUUGUUGAGUGGCAAAAGUGGAGAUUCCGAGUGAGCUUCAAUCCGCGUGAGGGUGCAGUCAUCCACGAUGUCUGGUACGAUGGCAGAAGCAUGUUCUACCGGCUCUCAGUCAGUGAGAUGACAGUGCCCUACGCUGAUGCUCGACCGCCAUUCCAACGUAAGCAAGCUUUUGACUUCGGCGAUGGAGGUGCAGGAAACUGCGCAAAUAAUUUGGCCCUGGGAUGCGACUGUCUUGGAGUGAUCAAGUACUUUGACUCCGUAUUGCUCACUGGCGACAGCGAGGUCACAAAUAGCCCCAAUGUCGUGUGUUUGCACGAACAAGAUAAUGGUAUCGGAUGGAAGCACACGAACUGGAGAACAGGGCGUGCAGUCGUCACUCGGCGACGCGAGCUGGUUGUUCAGUUCAUCAUUACAUUGGCCAACUACGAAUACAUAUUCGCAUACAAGUUCGACCAAUCAGGCGGCAUCGACAUCGAGACUCGCGCAACGGGUAUCGUGAGCUGCGUCAACAUCGACCCUGGCAAGGUGUCCGACUACGGCAACGUUGUGGCGCCAGGCGUGCUAGCACAAAACCACCAACACAUUUUUGCUUUCCGCAUUGAUCCCGCCAUUGAUGGGCACAGCAACACGGUCGUUCAAGAAGAAUCACUACCAGUCCCUAUGAACCCAGAAACCAACCCACGAGGCAAUUACUAUCAAGUCGUGAAGACUCCGAUCACAAAAUCAUCCUUUGCCAACGCAGAGCCCCGCAAUAAUCGCGUGUUCAAGAUCGUCAACGAAUCGAAAAAGAACCGCAUCUCACAAAAGCCAGUCGGCUUCAAACUGAUCCCGCCAGCUACACAACUCCUUCUCGCCGACCCAAACAGUAUCCAAGCCAAGCGCGCUCUAUUCGCCCAACACCACCUCUGGGUAACGAAAUACAAAGACCACGAACUCUACGCAGGUGGUCGUUACACACUUCAGUCGCAGUCAGAGAUCGGUGGUGUGGCAGAUGCUGUUGCGCGAAAUGAGAACGUGCAGAACGAAGAUGUUGUAGUGUGGUCAGUCUUCGGUCUUACACACAACCCUCGAAUCGAAGAUUGGCCUGUCAUGCCUGUGGAGAUUCAUCAGAUCAAUCUCAGACCUUCGGAUUUCUUUGAGGCGAACCCGAGUAUUGAUGUGCCUAGUAAUAAGAAUAUUGCUUCGCAGCUUGUGACCAACGGACAGAGCAAUGAGACUGCGAGGACGAAUGGUGUAAACGGAACGCAUGGGACAAAUGGCGUCAAUGGUACGCAUGGUACGAAUGGAGUUAACGGGACGAAUGGAUGCUGUGGCGAGCACGAAGUUGCUGUGCGAUAGUUUACCAAAGUGGUCAGGACAUAUGUCGACGUGGCUUUGAUGAGUGAGUCGCAUAGCGAUAUCUUUUCAAGAUUGAACAUGAGGUAUGAAAGACUGUAAAUAUGAUGAAAGUCAAGCGCCAUGAUAGAAACUGUCUCUGAUACUUCUACGGGACCGCUCACCGAAGCACCGGCAUGAAAGCUCAUCGAUGGGUCGGUAUCGAGUACCAGUCCUCUGCCGCUGUAUCCAAUGCUUGCUCACAGAAUAUCUGUGGCAUCGAAUGGAGAUUCAGAUUGUCGCCUUGCCAUCUCUUUCCCCGUCGUCAGUAUUCGCUGGCACUCACUCGGAUCACCUUGCAGAUAUAAGCGAUAACUGAUACUUGUGCCCCAUGGAAGACCAAGAAUGUUGCUCUGGAUGCCGUCGUACAGGUCGCCGAAUGUUAUGCCUGUUGGGUUGAAGAGCGUCCGUAAGCAUGGAUCUCGA